GUAAAGAAAUUUUCAGUCAGAUGGUAAGUUGAUGUGGACCCAGCUGUUUAGCAUAGUCUUGACAUUUUCAGUAAGACUAAUGUUAAGAGUUGAGAGAGCCAUUCCAGAUGCUUAAUGUUUGAAGUGUUUAGGCUAAUGCUCCUAUUAGAGGAACUAACUGCAUCAAAUUAACUGCAUUAAAAAUUUCAGCCACCUGGUUCAAACUAUCACCCUGAGGAUAAAUCCAUUUGGGUUAAUUUAGGGUUUUCAAGACAAACUACACAUUUGAGAUCAUCGUGGACAAAGAAUGAAGCCCGUGCUCAAAAAUCUUUGGAAAUUUACUGCUGUCCACAGAGCCAAACCAAAUGGCGUCCGGAGAAAGGUUUUAUGGCAUGGAGUUCAUUUGGCUAUACUCCCUGUGCCAGUGCACCCUGUCUCUAUUCGUGAUUGUGGUCAGUGUGAGAUUGUGCGUGGCGGUCAGCAGCAGCGGCAGAGCUGUAGCUGAUAUUCAACAGGGAGCUCAGGGGGUCGGGAUCCAACCUGGGAGCGUUUCAUCCUGCCUCCGGCUGUGCCUGGGCUGCGUGGGGGCCGUGGGUGGAGCCGUAGGAGUUCCAGUGACUCUGUUACUCAACCUGCGAACGCCCCAGUGUCUCUACACAUGCAUGACACUUGUAUGUUGCCCCUUGCUGAUCAGGCAGUUCACCAUGUUCCUGUUAAUGCUGCUCACACUGGACGCCCACCUGCAACAUCAUUUGGCAGACAGAUACUCUUCAGUGGUGACCCGUCGGCGAGCUCUGUGUGCGGUCCUGUUGUGCUGGUUGGGCUCAGUUCUCUCGUCCUUCGCCCAGUUCAUAGGCUCGGACGUCCUCAGCUCUUUUAGAAGUGAUGGCUCUGGUCUCGGUCCCGAAGGCCAUGGACUCGAAGGCAACUGGACAACCUCUUUACCCCCUCUUACUUCUACCCCGGUCCCAAAGUACUUUCAGGACCGCAAGGUAAUUGGGAAGUUCCUGCCAUACGGAGGCUUCUUGUCAAAGUUCUAUGUAGAAGACAAGAACAACUUCACCUAUGCAGAGAUCCACAGCAGCCACUGGGGUUUGUGUGCUCCCGGUGCUAUCCUUAGCCCCAAAUAUAUCGUCUAUGUUCACGGGGUGACUGUGUUCAUUCUACCCUGUCUUUUCUUACUAGCUGUUUACUUUGACUUACUGUGUAUUAAGCCAAAAAAGUCUAUUUUUAGUAACACUGUCCCUGAGAACCGAUCCCAUCUGCUCCGUUUCCUGGUCCUAUCUAUGUCUCUUUUGAUUCUGCUUUGCCUGCCGCUCUAUAUCAUACAGGCUCUCUUGCUUUUUAACCCCCAUACCCAUCUACCCGUCUGGGCUUAUGCAGGCGCCCUAUUCCUCUUCCAGAUUUACACUCUUGUGCCCCCGAUCCUCUUCACUCCUCCAAGGAAGCAAGUGGGGGAGCCACGGGCAUCCUUUCAGCUCGCUGCUCCUAACCUCCAAUCUUCACUUUCCCAUUCCAAAGGAAAGUCUGUCCACAUGGCGCUGCGUGAGGCGAUGCAAACAGCUCCGUGGUCUUCAGCUAAACAUUCGUUUAAAGCUAAAGGGUGCCCAGAGGUCUGAUUUUUUUAUUUUUUUUGGAAGGCUUUGCAUUUGCAUUACACUUUCACAAAACCAAUAGUAGGUAGACAAUUCUGUCUGUAAAAGCAAAUAUUCAAAACAAAUGACUUGAGUGAAAAAUUGGUUUUAUUUCUGUUUUUUUUUGUUUGUUUUUUUUUGUUUUUUGCAUGUGUGUCUUAUCAACACUUGCAAACAUUAUGAGUUAACUUGCAAACAUAAAUGCCUGUUAAUUAUCAGGUCCCACCGAAAAUGUCAGAAAAUUAAGUCUCCAGAUAAUAACCACAAUCUUGCCUGUUUUCUUUGACCGGUCCUUCCUGCGGGCUUUAGUCAUCUCCUUUUAUUAAUCCCCGCUAAGCUAACAACUAGAGAUGUAGAUAUAUGUGUGACAGAGUCUAAUUAAACAUUCCCUAAUAACAUUGUAGUCCAGAGAGAUUCUGGUAUUGUACGCGAAGCAUAAUUAACCCUGGUUAUGACACAAUAUUCAUGGCUGCUUUGACUUUAGUUGUGAAUAGAUGUGAUGCUCUGUUGAAAUAAAAAAAAGGUCUUGCUCACA
Fundulus heteroclitus (mummichog) is the source of this 2148-nucleotide messenger RNA. RefSeq names its product adenosine receptor A1-like. Gene Ontology annotation, biological process: G protein-coupled receptor signaling pathway. The record is from RefSeq and is a predicted model, not a curated record. Gene Ontology annotation, cellular component: membrane. Gene Ontology annotation, molecular function: G protein-coupled receptor activity. The coding region runs from base 345 to 1598 and encodes 417 amino acids. Lineage: Eukaryota; Metazoa; Chordata; Actinopteri; Cyprinodontiformes; Fundulidae. The transcript has 3 exons.